CACCUUCAUGUUUGUUAGAAUGGUUUUCCGAUGAAGAUUUUGCUAGACAACACAAAGAAAGUAUCAGCUUGCUAGAUACUUACAAAAAAUGAUUCGGUCGGCGCCAAGAGCAAAAUAGAUACAGUGACCUUCGCGUAAAGAUCUAAUGCGAAGUGAGUGUCGAAUUGAAUGAUUCGUGUGAAGUUCUUCUAUCAUCGUCUAUGAGGUCGCAGAGGCGCAAUUUGCACCAGAUGGAGAAUGUUGAGAGGCAUUGCACAAGACCCGGGCGCAUCUAUCCCCCCCUUCUGCCGGAACUGCUUUUUUUGUGGGCGCUCAUCUCCGAUUUUGCAUUGUCCAAACCGGAUGCCGGUCAGGGAGAUGCUGCAACUAGCGCCUUUCAGGGUGCAGAGCAGUCGAAUCACCACCCAGCGGUCGCGGAGAAACUUGCUGCGAAAGCUUCCAAGAACAAAGAAAGUAGCAAGUUGUCUCUACUCCCUGCAUCUACUGACGGUCGCUGCGGUGCGGGGUUCGGGACGCGGUGCGAAAACGGUUGCUGCAGCGCGUUCGGGUGGUGUGGGGGCAGCGCGGAUUGGUGCAGUUGCGACCAGGGCUGUGAUGAACGGUAUGGACGCUGCGGGCAGUGGUGGAAGGCUGCAGUUGGAGAGCACAUGUGCAAGCAGAGCACAGGCGCCGUGGGCCCCUUGCUGGCACAGGCCGCGGCCGUGUUUCCCGAGGUCAGUUUCAACCUAGGGGAGUUUCAGGGUGGACGGAGUUCCGACGACGCGACCAAUUUCCGGGAAGACCUUUUCGAGCAUCACAUCUUCCAGAUCCAGUCCAAGUUUCCCAGCACUUCUUUCGAAAAGCUCACCGACGGGCUUCGCACUCUUGCUGCCGCCUUACCCGGUAUAAUUUCAACGAUCUUCGCAAUCACAUACUACAGAGUACGUUGCAUUUUCCGUGUAAAGUACGUAGAGAACAACAUACAAUUUUCAGGCCCACUCAAAUACAGACCACUAAAUCAUCAAAUGUGAUUCGGAGCCUGGAUGCUGAUUUUUUUGGUUUAGUAUAAAUAUCGAAAAGCCUCGAUGAGUUGCAUUGCUAGCGCUGUUCAGCUCGUGUGUCGGUCGAGUACUUACCAAAGCUGUCCUGACAGCUAACCUCACGCACAUCGUAACAAUACCCAAAUUGGCGCAUAUCGGUCGCUGACAUUGAUACAAAAAAGCUGAAAACGUUAUUGCAGGGUUGAAAUUUGCCGAGGUGGAGGAUGUUGUUGCACAGCAGUCGGCUGCGUUUGAUUUCGUUGCGUUCGCGGAGAGCUUUCGGAUUCUGCGCACCGCCCCGUUUGACGACUUGCGACUCGGAUGGACAUGGAAGUAUUUGCAAGACUUUACUGCCCAGGACGGACAGCGCCUGGCGCCGCAAGUUGAGACGGCGGUCGCCCAAAGUCUAGCAGAUUUCUCGAACUUAUUCGAACAAAGAACGAACUUGGCCUCGGUGAUGGACGGGUAUCGUGACGUUUAUCGCAAGGAAAAAGUGUUACAGUUACACAUUGUAUUGCAAGCGGCAACACAGACAACCUUUCUCAUGCAGGAAAUGCUUGGGAGCCUCGUUUCCUUCCUGUUUUCCCUUAUGAUCUUCGCAUUGCAAGUUUUCUCUGCCACACAGAGAAAAUUUGCGAUGCAGAAACUCCAACAGAUGUGUACUAACUGUAACACCUUUUUCUCAUGAUAACGUUGCCCGCUACUUCAGUGACGUGCAAGACGUGCGACAAUUGUACACCCAGUGCGCGAAGCUUAAGGCCAGUGGAUUUCAGAGUGCUUUCCGGGACCGCCCGGAAGAUCUGAUCCGAAGUCUUCUCGACGCACGGUUUCUUGCCGAUUCCCUGAGAGGAGCCACGCAAGGCGAACCUCUGGUGCAACUAGUUGACCUGCUUUCUGCGGUAAAAAUGCGCGGGUCGGUAAACGACAACUUGACGGCUGCAGUGUCUCACUUGACCUGGCUGCUGCAGGCCUUUCCGUUGCAGGAGACAUGUGUUCCUGCUGACACUGCCCGUUCUGCUGCCGUCGGCGUGGUUUUCCAGGAGUCGGGUGAGGUUCGUGAGGACAGCACGGCUGCCACCGCGACGGCAAACAGUGCAGCUGACGGCUUGGAUACAACAAGAAGCGCUUCUAAGGCAGCGACGAAAUGGCCUCAAUCUGCCUCGACUUGCACAACGAGCGCGGGUUUUCGCGAUGACGUAACAAGUUUGCUGCGCUCCUUUGGUUUGCACGAACUCAGGGAGUUGAGAACCGAGAUGGAGCGCUUCGUCCAAGGCUUCCCCAAGGAGCGGAACUUUCAUGUGGUUCGUAGCGAAUUUGAGAAGCUGCGAGGAUUGUCCACCGCCACCGCCGACCCAUCUUCUGCGACGAACGGGAAUGGCGCCACCGAUGGCUCUUUGAUAUCCAGUCUCAGUUCGUUGACUGGCCCUACGACCACUGCGGUAGCAUUGGCGGAUGCCUCCGGAAGUAAAUCCCUGCAUCCGAUUUCGCUGACGGAGGGCGUCAACGGGGUUCUAGACUUCCUUGCUGCUUACGGAGACCAGGACUGCAACGUUGACUCUGUACCGGAAGUCCCAGAGGCAAGUGGUGCCCGAACAAGCACCGGGGAGGCCAGCUUGUCGGUAAAGAAAAUUCGCGACCUGCAGGGCCUGGAGCCACUAGUGACGGAACUUCUGAAGCAAACCGGGCCGCUGCUGUCCGGCCGCUGGGUGAGUCUGAAGGAGCUCGCUGGGGAUGUUAGCCUGCUGAAGAAGCAAGCAAUCAGGCGAUACCGGCGCCUGCUGCAGUUACAGGAGUCUGAAAAAACCAAUAAGGUUGAGCUAUCCUGUGUAAAGACGCCUCUCUCCAAAACACACGUGUUAUGUUGCAAGUCCUUUUUCCAUCAAUUUCAUCGCAGCGAGCCGCAUGUGGCGAGGCACGUGCCUGCACUAUUUUGUCCAUAUGCCGCUCGCUGAGAGGUGCUUUGAGUGUAAAUAAUUAAAACCGGGCUGGACAAGUAAAGUGAAAAUGGACUGCACCCGUAGUACUCUAGUCACCAGGAAAAAAUACUGGCUCCGUGAUACGGCGAGGCUAGUUUCUACUCGUGAGGACAGUGCGGGUCCACUUAUCGUUCGCAAUUUCCACGGUAAAAAAGCUGCACAAGCUGUUUGCUUCAUAAUUAAGUAUGCCCCAUGGAUUGUAAAUACUCGUAUAGCUACAGCACCAGAGCUCGCACCUUGACACUGUAGUAGAGGAAGAGCGUUUGUGUCGCACAGGAUACCAGCAGGACUUUGACAACGGCAGAAGUUUGUACGCCCGAAGGCGUGCGGAGGAGUACAACGAGUACCUCGAGGACAUGUACUACGAGUGGCAGACCGAGGUGGUGCGUCCUCGUGUGGCGCAGGCGAUUGGCAGUGAUGCUGACGGGUCAACCUCAACUUCUGCCAGUGAUCAACAGGAGCAGGCAGAGCAACUCAAGCUUGAGGAGGAAUUGCUUGGUCCCUCUCCUCCCGAAGAGGAGCGCAAGACCUUUCGCGCAUCCAAAAAGUUCGUGGAUUCACACUGGUUUCGGAACAUCGCCGAUGGGAUGCGUUUGCUAACGACUCUGAAACUAUGUUAUCCGUCGGAAUCACUUACAGACCUGGCUCAGGUCGGGUACUUGCUCGGGGACUUCGCGGGCGUGACGUUCCCAAAGGUACGCGGAGGUUUAGAUGAUACUAGCGGCACGACGACCGAACUUGCUGAGAACUACCCGCUGCCGGCGGGAGAGCAACAGCAACAAGCAGGAGCCACUGGAAGUCAAGGCCGUCGACUCCGCGAAAGCACCGGAUCGGCGACGCGGAAGCACCGGGUUGACAAAAUGCGCACCGCCUCUUUGCAUAUCGGCCGGGAGCUGUGUCGGCUCGCGAAGUCGCGUGUUGGUCGGGACGACAGUGUGAAGAACAUGCUUUCGUGGGGCUACACCGACAAUGGUCUCGGCGAUCAUCCUUUCUCAUUCUCCGAAAUGUUGCAGGCACUGGAAAACCUAAGUGAUUACUCGCUUGAGAAAUCGGCAGACCACUUCUUUGCGAUCACUGCGGUUCUUCGCAGCAUGAUUCACGAAGUUGGCACGACAAACGAGGCGCUGCGUCUAUCAGCGAAGAUUGGGCACCUGCGGUACCAGUUUCUUCAAAGCCCGGCGGGCGCGGCGGGAACUAGUACAACACAGCAGUACUACGACUUCUAUUCGUUUGGCGGGCAGGCGCAGUGGGGCAAUCGGGGCGACGACUUGAGCGCAGUUCCGGCGGCCGCGUUGGCGGGUACGACGACGCCCGCACCAACCGUCACACUGGAGCAGCAGUACGGGGCUACCAUCUCCCUGGUGGAUAUGGGAGUGUCAGGAUCGAAAUCGUCAAAGUUGAAAUAAUCUGCAAUGCAAAAAAGCGAUACCAGCUGGAGCCCAGGUGGCGCAUGACAAAUUUUGGCAGCAUGGAAAUCCAAUUUGUAAUGUUGUUUGAGCAGAGCAGACUGCUUUUGUCAUGCUAUUUUAGCAGCUCUAUCUCACACCCCAAACAGGCUUACAAUCGGCCUCAGUUGCCUGCUCUGCAAGACAGGCACUUUGCGUCUAGCAUUUUGUGCAUCGCAAACUAUUUCAACUUUGACGAUUUCGAUCCUGACGCUUCCAUAGUGGAUUCUAUCAUGACACCGACCGACGACGUGGUAGACAACGAGGUUGCGGUGGGGUUUCAGGACGAACUCGAGAAGCUGCAAACGGACCACGCCCAGGACCAGCAGGCCGUCGCGGAAACUGUGGCAGAUUUCUUCGAGGACGUGGAUGCGCAACGGUCGCUCGAGCAAGGGUCCUCGUCGGUUGGCGCCGCCAAGACGUUGAGCAACAAGGAGGACAGGGACUACAGCUCACGUCUUGACGCUCCGUUCAGCAAUUAUUACGGUGAUCCUAGUGCUGGUGCGGCCACUGACGACGGCGAGGAUCAGGAGCAGGACGUGAAUGUCAGGGGUGGAGGCCUUUCUUCGUCCGGACUCCUGAUGGCGUCCGCUACCGCCGCGGAGAGUCAGAUGGUACCACCCCUCCGGGAAGUGUGGACGGAGCUGAACUCUGUACGCCGUCUUUUCUGGGAACAGGACACUCACCUGGAGGUCCUGGCUGCGUGGGAGACGCUGCGCGAGCUGUACCCGAAAACCGACAUGCGGAGCGUGCUUGAUGCCGUAGAAAUCACGUCGCGGCUCUACUUUCCAACUGAGGCGGAUCUCAUCGCGAAUGAGAAUGAGGACAUGGAGCAAGAAGAGCUGUUCAUGGACGAGGAUGCGUACAUUUUUGCAAGGUCAAAUCUCGCACCAGGAGACAACGAGGAAGAGAUGGACGGCACCAGUGAGAACAGCGCCGGACGGUCCUCGUCGUCGAGUUCUUUUCUCGCGGUACUCUUCAGCGAAAUUAAAAACUUUAUUUUCGGCCUCCUCGGUAUGUCCGCGGCUGCGGCAACAGAUGCAGCCGGAGCUUCUUCCGCCCAGCUGCCCCUCGCCAAUGUCGUUCGCCCAAGGAAGAUUGAUGUUGCGGCAAUUGUGAACCCUGGGGACCCGGACGCACCGGCAUCCGCGAAGAAUUCGGACAGCAGAGUGGAAAAUGACAUUUUCGAGGAUGAAGAGAGUUCUUUCGCCUCUCGCCGCAAGCUGCGGCCGGUGAGCGAAACUGCGGAACGGGACGGGAAGACCUACAAGCUCAGCACAGCACUCGUCAAGCCCUUGCGCGAGCUUCGGGCAUCCGGCAAUGAAGUCUUCGACACGGACCUGGUAUCUAUCACUUCGCUGCUGACAAUAUGCAUUUUUGCGAAUAUGUCUGGGCCUGGAUGAGGGCAGAUGUUAGUUUGCCAUGAUGUUUUACCGCGACUCGGAAGACCUGGCUUGGAAGUAGCCCUAGCACUUGUAAAAUACAGACUUCAAAGACGAGAAUGGUUCUUUGUCUCAUUGCCUUAGUACUCGCAUGACAAAUCGUCUCUUUCGCUGACAAGAAGUCGGCAACUUUUGCUGUCCGUGCUUCUGGUCGCGAUCGUGGAGGGUGGAACCUGCACCAGCGACAGAGAUUAUUAUUGUGCGACCAGCCACCCAAUAUCACAGGACGCGUUUGCCUUUUUUCAGACCCCGACACAUUCGCAAAGCAUAGACAAAGAUCAAACUCUUGGCGCGCGGAAACACAGAUCUCAACUUUCGUGCCGCGAUAAGGUUGCUGGUGCAGCAGUUUCAGACUUUUUUGUCGGACGCAGAGAGCCUGGAUCCCGAAAUGAACGCGUUCCUUCACAUGUAUGUGGAAAUGCAACCGGAAGCGACGCUGCACUACGCGUAUCGAUAUCCCCUGCAAAUAUUUUUGAGUCGGAAAGUUGUAAUUAUAAAUAUAUAUCGCUGGGCUGUGAUGAGUUACGACGGGCGAACUGCUAAUGCUAUACGCGGCCAAUUAUGGCACAUUUUUUAGAAGUUCCAAUGUGGUGCGUUUUCCUGUUCCGCAUGGGAAAGCGCGUUUGUGCAUGACAGACCGCAGGAUCUGUUUGUGCCCGUGCGUCAGAGGGUCUAGAGUCACGUCAGAAAAGCGUGCCAAAUCUAGGAAUCUUCUAGACCCAGGCAUUAUUUGCAACGCAUAAUCGACAGAGUCGCAAGGCCUGGCUGCAAGCGCAACUCGAAGCCGCGCAAGCACCACAACUGCGGAAAACUGGGGCUAAUUUGGACGACGUAUCACUCAGGAAAAUUAAUAGAAUUACGUAGCGCUACUCGUGGUAGACCCGCUACAAAUAAGCAUACCGGAACUUCACCCUUUAUGCAGAAGUGGCAGUGUCUGGGCCUGGGGAGUUAAGUAAGUAUUUCGUGGUCACCUAAAAAAAAACAGCACGUGAUUGAUGUGAAAUGUUACUCGAUGUUGUAGUUUUCCUGUGUGAUACGACGAGAAGCUGCGCGAGGAUAUGGCACUCCAGGCGACGAGUGCUAUCGCGUCGGGUGGUGCUGGAGGAGCUGUCGAGGCUGCGACCCCGAAGGUGUCAUCAAUGCUGCCAAAGAUGUUGCGCGACCGUCGCGCGGAGGGGGAUCUGAGCGCGGCCGCGGGCAACCUGAUGCCAAACUUUGACCGAUCCUCUGUGACAGAAUUUGAGAACGCAUUGGAGCAGUUUCGCCGCACGGUAACAAAGUCCAAUGAGAAUAUCAAUUUAGCCGCCAUACGCGACUGUGUGACCCAGGUGGUUCGGGGGACCGUCUUGCUCAGCACGCAGGUGUACGACCUUGCGGACUCCUCGGAACCCGUGCGGUUGGUCCCGAAACGGCCCGGCAACGCGGGGACCAAAACCAGUUCCCAACAAGCGGCCACCUCCUGGUUCGCCUGGCUCUGUAGCGGGUGGUGGACCAAGACUGCUGCGGGAAAAAAUCCAACCGCAGUCAAUGCUGAAGUCGCGAGCACGGGUGCUGCUCCUGCCUCACCGCCGACAAGUCUGUAUUUGACAAAGACGCUCCUGAAUCAACUAUGGGGACCGGAACUGGUGCUGCGAAUCCUGUCGAAGUUUGUGGUCCGGUUCCCGGAGGAAGCGCCGCUUUCGCGCAUCGGAAGCGCCAUGGCGCGACUGCUCGGCAUGGUCCGAGACGAGGUGGACCGGCAAAAGAUCUGGAGCUCCAGCAACGAGAACACGAUGCUGCGGCGAGUGCCCACCGUGGACCCCGUGCUCCUGCAGGUGGUGGAUCUGGACACACUUGUGCAAAGCAUCAUCAACGCGGGCGACGGCAAAACAGUGUCCUGGGACGCCGCCUUUCGGGCCACAGCCGAGGAGAUCCGGCGUAAUCCGGGAAUUUUCAUUCGCGCGCGCGUGUCCGAGACGGAGGUGGGGUCGGGAAGAAUGCGCCUCCACAUCAAGGACGUCGUCGGGGAUACUGCAAUAUCAAACGCAAGUAUGGAUACGUCUGUGUCACUGCAUCGUUGUUCUCGGGGCUGCUGGACCAGCUAAGCUUUUUUCUUCCAAUGUCACUUUCCAGGUUGCGCGCAUCAAUGGAAAGCCGAGCAAGGAGAAUUUCGCUAGUCAUGAUGUGACACAUUAAGUUGUUGUCUUGUGUAGUUGAGCACAAACACACUGCCGUAUGUAUGUCCGAGCAAGUUUCCGUGGCUUUUCGGGACUCAGACAGAUACACUUGCACUGCAUACGAAACCAUCGUCGAAGUCGAGCACGUACUGUUCGUAUGGUCGCCUAAUGCUCUUUUUGCUGAAGCAAUUACUAGUGAAGAAUUCUGAUUUGUCAGGGUGUUAGUUGCUAAUUCAGUAAUUCUAUAGUUUAGAGCAAGAAUAACCCAUGAUCAAUCGUCAUAUGAAACUUCACGCCUCCCAUUAGGAUCCCGACCUGGAUGAAGAGUCGCUCCCGAGUGGUGCUUCCACCGCGAGUCUCGCUGCACCACGCCGGAUUCGGCGGAAGGACUCCGGGGCCGCGGUCAGGACUUUUUUUUGGCUUUGUCUUGCGGUAAUCCUCCUUGUCACGGCGGGGGCCAAGCAUUUACCUAAACAACGCCAGCGGAAGCUCCUGUCUGAACUUUUUCCCCGCUCCUACGGAACCAUGACUGGGGGGAACGUGGCCGAGAAAAAAAAAAGUAAGAUGCUCCGAUUAAUUUUGGUUUAUUCAUUCACGGGCAGCGUUCUGAUAAGCAUAAGACGAGUGAUGCGGCUGGCGACCAAAUCACUGCAGUUAAUCAAACUAAAAGGAAAAGAACACGCAGCGCGCUGACAGUUCCUAACUCGCCUGGUAGUUUCUCUGCAUUCCCUCCAAACUAUCGAAGUGGCUCGAUCUCGCUUUGAUUUAUGUUGUAUCUAUGAAUGUAUAAAGUUAAAGCAUAAGCAACUGUUUCUACACUAGGAAUAAAAGUUGUGGUCCAUUGAUAAGAGAUCAGACGGCGACAGCCGACUUUAUUCGGAAACUCUCAGGUAUCUUCUCCGAAAACUGCGGAGCCCAUGCGAAGGGCAAUCCUGACGAGUCCAACCUGUCGGGAGACCAGAUUAGGCACAUGGUAGCAGUAAUAUCACGACGCAGAAAAGUACACCUAGGCAUCCCGCUUUGAUUUCCUUUUUUGUGCUAGUUCUGUGGCUGUGCCAGUUGCGUGACCGUCGGCUGUUCCGAGCAAAUCAUGAACCCUUCUUCCGUCUCGGGCGCGCAGUCCGAUAGAUUUACUACUUUGGCCCGGUUCGACGUGUACCUACCGGCUUGAUGCAGUGUGCUUACCGGCUCGGUUCAGCGCGCUCUUAGCCCGAAGCUCGGUGGACCGUGCAAGCGUUUCGUGCUGCGUUUUUCAUGUGCAAAUGAUGGCUGCUAUCUCAGCCGCGUAUCUGUACUAUACUGAAAUCGCGUCGCGAUGUGAGUACUCAUAUCUUUGGCGAUGCUCUAGGCUUACUUUUCUGCACAAUAGGGGGUGUGGGGUACUGUUGCGCAUGUUUUCCGAAAGUGGUUGGUAAACGACAAGUCCCAGCAAGUGCUAUCUAGAGGAAAUUUGUCCCACCCGCCCCGCCCAUGCCGAAAUAUGUGCAUUGAUUCGCGAACGCGAAGCUCAAGCUCUCCAUGAAGUGCGAUGUGGACAUGAUAUGAUACGAGAAAGAUUCCGAUGGAUAAAAAUAAAAUGCUCAAAGAUUCCACUUCGAGUGCGAGCGGGGCUGAUGUCUGCAUGGGGUACAGUCCGUGUUGUACUGUGAGACCAAGUAACAACAAAGAUGAACGGCUUUUGCACCAGUGCUGUUGAUGUGCCCAGAAUAAAGGUCCGUUUCAUUGUGGAACUACUUGUUCGCAGGGCGUGCGCGUGCAUUUCAUCUUGUUCGGCCGGGGGGGGGGUGCGCUACUUCGCUCACUUUCAUACGCUCGCGCAGAGGACUACAACGGUCGCGGAACGACCCAACCACUCUAUUCCUACGGAAGUUGUGAGCCGGACAACGAGGAACAACUCACGCCAGGUGGAGAUAAGCACCAGCCGCGACACAACUCUGACGGCUGCCAGUCGACCGCGUUUGAUCCAUUGGAAAGCUCCUGCUCACGCACUACACCGCAGACCGGGGAGGAGCUGUUACGUACAUGUGGAAGCGCCUCUUUCUUGGACACCAUGAAUGCAAGCAACAAUGUUGCAGUUACUGAGCACCGACUGCACGACUCCGCUAACGCUGAGGAAGAAGCGGUUUCAUCCUGGACUGCGCAGGUUUGCGACUACGGCACUGCCAUUCAUGAAGCACUGCGGCGCGCCGAAGAGCCCGUCACAGCUGCUACCUCCGCGAACUCAAGUGCGUGCACUACAGACAAGCACGAGUGUCUUCUAUAAAAAUUCUUUCAACACUAAAACCAAAUGUAAGAUUUAAACUAAAUAGAGAAUCAACUUCAAGGAUAAACGAGUAGACUCAUCGCUGCAGUCACACAAUCGCGCUCUCCGUAGGCACCAAGUAGGACAAAAGAAUAUUACUAGAAAAAAAAAUUAUUUGCAAAAUCAGUCGUAAAAACAGGUAGAAGAAAACGUACCACGUCUCUCUUCGCUGCAGCGUGAAAUUAUGUCCAACCGGAUGAACCAACAUGUAUGAUUUAUUAUUAUCCGAUUGUUGUACAACAAGAGCAAGACAGAGGAAGAGUUGCAACUUCAAUUUACUUCAAAACCCAUCUUCCCAAGAAUACAUGAAAAUAGAUAAUUCAUUUACCGGAAAAAUGAAAUGAUUUUUACUGUUGAGAGACAGAGCGUGUGGGUGUCACAGGCCUAUGUGCCCACUCGAGACCACGGUCUGCCCUCGUAGGCUUGAGCUGUGUGUCGCCGCUUCGUCAACAACCGAGUUGUACUACAACUCUACUCACAUCCUACCUUGAUUGCAAAGAGAAAUAUGUAAUGAACAAAGCCGUAAGAAAACUAAAAGUAAAACCGCUCGUCUAUUUGUAUUUGCUUCUCAUCCCCGCCCUACCUGCUACCUCCUCGGCCUUUCUGCUCCUCCUCAGAACAUAAAAGGCGUGCGUAGAUCUCCCUGUCGUUGAUUCAAAGGACAGAUAUUGUUUCCUCAUAAAAUGGUUGCCACCAUUCUUAUUUGGUUGCGAAUCAGAUUAAAAAAUUGUGCGCUGUUAUAUGCCUGCGCAACCGUGGUGUGUUGAGAAGGAGUCUUGAACUC
Amoebophrya sp. A120 is the source of this 11124-nucleotide messenger RNA. The record is from the annotation of a GenBank genome assembly. NCBI's taxonomy places the organism in Eukaryota, Dinophyceae, Syndiniales, Amoebophryaceae.